AUGAAGAAGAUAGAAGACAACAACAUGCUUGUGUUCACUGUUGAUGUUAAAGCCAACAAGCACCAGAUCAAACAGACUGUAAAGAAGCUCUGGGACGUGGAUGUGGCCACGGUCAACAUCCUGAUUCGGCCUGAUGGGAGAGAAGAAGGCAUAUGUUUGACUGACUGGCUCCUGAUUACGAUGCUUUGGAUGUUGCCAACAAACUUGGGAUCAUCUAAACUGAGACGGAGCAGCAUUCUGCUCAGUCCAGACCCAGGCGUGGUGGGCACCGCGAGGGCGGAGCUGCGUUCUGCUCAGCAAGACCCGGGAGACACCGCCAAGGCGGAGCAGCCUUCUCCUCAGCACAGACGUUGGCGGCACCGCCUCGCUUUGGGACAACUCGGGGCCAAUUCCACGGUGCAAAAAAAUCUUCUGAUUGUUGCCCUGAAUAAUGAAGACUCAGUAGAGGAAGCUGAGACUGAGCAGCUGCAGGAACAAGAAAUACCUCCACCUUGCCUGGGCCUGGAGCCACAGGAGACCCUUCCGAAGGUGAGGAAUGUUCUGGAACAAUGCAAGGCCUGCCCAGGCUGCCCCCAGGAGCCAGCGUCCUGGGGUCUCUGUGCAGCAUCCAGCAACGUGAGCUUGCAGGACCCCGAGGAGCCCUCCUUCUGCUUGGAAGCUGAAGACGACUGGGAGGAUCCAGAGGCCCUGAUCUCACGGCUGCUGUUCCUGAACACCUCCGGAUACAAGGCCAGCUUCUGUGGCCUGUACAACGUGGCGCUGCCAUGGCUGAGCGGCAUGUUCUGCAGCUUUAGCGACGAGGAGGAGCUGACUGGGCGCCUGGCACAGGCCCGAGGGGCAGCCAAGAAAGCUGGCCUCCUCAUGGCCCUGGCCAGGCUCUGCUUCCUCCUGGGGCGGCUGUGCUGCAGGAGGCUCAAGCUGUCCCAGGCCCGGGUGUACUUUGAGGAAACACUGGCGACCCUGGACGGCAGCUUCGGGGACCUGUUCCAGGUGGUGGCUGUGUACGCCAACCUGACCAGCAUUUACUAGAAGCAGAACUGGGAGAAGUGUACACAGGUGGUUCCCAAAGCCAUGGCCCUGCUCCUGGGGACGCCCGGCCACAUCUACAGCACCGAGGCAGACGGGGAGCUCCUGCAGCUGGCGCUGCAGUGGGCGGUGGGUGGCCAGAGCCUGCAGGCCGAGGCCCGGGCCUGCUUCCUGCUGGCCAGGCACCAUGUGCACCUCAAGCAGCCCGAGGAGGCCCUGUCCUUCCUAGAGCGGCUGUUGCUUUUGCACAGGGACUCGGGAGCCCCAGAUGCUGCGUGGCUCUCAGACUGCUCCCUGCUCCUGGCUGACAUCUACAGCCACAAGUGCCUGCCCCACCUGGUGCUGAGCUGUGUCAAGGUGGCCUCAUUGAGGACACAGGACUCGCUGGCCAGCUCGCUGAGGAGCGUGAACCUGGUGCUCCAGAACGCCUUCCAGCCCCACAGCCUCCCCACCUAGACUUCCCACUACCUCAGGCGAGCGCUGGCCUCCCUAACUCCGGGCACAGGCCAGGGUCUGCAUGGCCUUCUCCACGCCAGCCUGGCCCAGCCGUACAGCCACCAUGGCUACCACGGCCCGGCCAUCACCUUCAUGACGCAGGCGGUGGAAGCCAGUGCUGUUGCUGGAAUCUGUGCCAUCGUGGAUACCCUGGUGGCUCUGGCCUGGCUGCACAUGCUUCAUGGGCAGAGCCUGGUGGCCUUGAACAUCCUGCAGUCUGUUCAGGAUGCAGUGGUGGCCAGCGAGCACCAGGAAGGUGUGAUUGCCAACAUGGUGGCCGUGGCUCUGAAGAGGACGGGCCGGACGAGGCAGGCAGCCGAGGGCUACUACUGCACCCUAUGGGCGGUUUGGGACCUGGGCCAGCGGAGGAACCAGGCAGUGGUGCUGGCCAACUUCGGAACCCUGUGCCUGCACGUGGGUGCCAGCAGGCUGACCCAGCACUACCUUCUGGAGGCCGUGCGUCUGUUCUCGAGGCUUCCCUGUUUGGAGUGUGGCUGGGACUUCACCCACGUACUCCUGCAGCUGGGUCACCUCUGCACCCGCCAGGGCCCGGCCCAGCAGUGCAAGGGCUACUGUGAGUGGGCCCUUCUGGUGGCCGUGGAGAUGGACCACGUGCAGAGCCAGCUGCGGGCCGUCCAGUGGCUGUGCUACUUCUACAGUGUCGUCAUGCCCAGCGAGGCCUAGCGUGUCAUCUACCACAAGUUCCAGCUCUCCCUGGCCCACAAGGUGACCGACAAGGUGCUGGAGGGGCAGCUCCUGGAGACCAUCAGUCAGCUCUACCUGUCCCUGGGCACCGAGCGGGCCUACAGAUCCACUCUGGACUACACCAAACGAAGUCUGGGGAUUUUCAUUGACCUCCAGAAGAAAGAGGAGGCGCAUGCCUGGCUGCAAGCAGGGAAGAUCUACUACAUCCUGCGGCAGAGCGAGCUGGUGGACCUGUACAUCCAGGUGAGUGGCAAGGGAUGCAGGAGGGCCCCUGUGCUGUUCACUCUCUGUCCAUCCAUCCAUCCCUGGCUGAGCCUCGACCGCUGGACCCCAAGGAUGCCGGCGGCACUGACACCACUAUGGGCUUGGCCGCUGCCCUGGGUGGUAGUCAGCCAUGUCAUCAAGUGA
This is a messenger RNA of Rhinopithecus roxellana (golden snub-nosed monkey), 2634 nucleotides long. Its product is annotated as SH3 domain and tetratricopeptide repeat-containing protein 1-like. The record is from RefSeq and is a predicted model, not a curated record. Gene Ontology annotation, biological process: translation. Lineage: Eukaryota; Metazoa; Chordata; Mammalia; Primates; Cercopithecidae. Gene Ontology annotation, cellular component: ribosome. Gene Ontology annotation, molecular function: protein binding; structural constituent of ribosome.